CUCAUUGUUCUUUCAGAAAACUUGGAUGGAUGGAUGCGGAUGCGGAUGCGGCUUGGGCGUCACAUAGCAUGGCCUACGGGAGCUGAUGGACGAGAUGGAUGUUUCAAAGUCGGCACUCGCUUCCGUGUCUAAGUCAGAUUUAGGUGGAAGUGUACGUUAGCAAGUUGACUGUGUCGCAGUGGAAUCGUGAGAGCAACCGGGUUGUCGGUGUAUAUGCAACCCGUUCUGGCAGCUGAUUGUAUCAAAAGUGUCCAAGCAAAAUGUAUGACCAAAUUUGGACCAGGAAGCAGUCUGCUAGAAUCACUUGACAAUGGGAACGAAAUGGUCCGAAUGUGUCCUACAAGGCACCUAGAUUGGAGACAAAGUUUCUUACUUAAGACGAGGAGCUUUCAGGUGCAUCUUGAGCGUGGACUUAUCUGCUGAACAAGACGUCUUUGAAGCGGCACUUAGCUCGCCUAAAGGAAGUGUGCACUUUAUGCGCCCAAAUGCCAGGCUGUACCGGAACACCAACCAUUCUGUCUGCAUGCCUUUUAUCUACAGAACCCGAGCCGUAUCUGAGAAUGUUCCCCGGAAUGCUUCUAUU
Molecule: messenger RNA, 583 nt
Organism: Cylicocyclus nassatus
Lineage: Eukaryota; Metazoa; Nematoda; Chromadorea; Rhabditida; Strongylidae
Source: the annotation of a GenBank genome assembly